AUGCAGGGGGGGGUGUCGGCCUCCUACAAAAACGACGUGACGUCUCGCGCCGCCACAGAGUUGUGCGUGCGCUCGCCCAGUAGGGUUGUGUGUGUUGUGUCUUGUGCGAUGCAUUGGAUACCCGUUUGGAAUUAACCUGGGAUUUUCUAUCCUUACGGAUUACGGACUCUCUACCAGGCCAUUAGCAGCCGUCGGCGGCACCGACGGCGAACCAGCUUUGGCUUGGAUGGUCUUCGGACGUUGGCAGCGACGCUGAGCGCUCGUCGACGACCAUGAUUCUCUCGUCGGCGUCUGAGUCGAAGGUCUUUGCUUCAUCGUACGACGCCUUUAUGCACCUUUCAUUCGUCGGUAGUAGCGGGCACAUGAUGUCCUCAGACUCUGCGUCUCCGUACCGCUCUCCUCUGGACCACUGUUCCCUGGAGGAAGCCGAAGAGGUGAUUUCCAUGUACCUCAACGACCACCACAAGCCCGGUAGUACUACUACUACUCCCGGCGUCAACACCAUAGACGACUUCCAAACUUUUCGCAUCGUCAACAAACUAGAAGACUUCCAGUCUUCUCGCAAGGACCUCUGCUGCGAGUUACUGCCUACGCCUCCGCGGUCUCCCGACCGGACGGACUCCUCGUCCUCCGGCAGCGACGGCGAAGGCCCCGCGACUACUUCAGUCCGAGGUAGUGGUCCUGCCGGAGGCGUUAUUCACGACUACUGCGGGGGCGUCGACUUCAACGACGUCUCGCUCGGCGAGGCCUUUUCCUGUUUCGAGAUGGAUGAGGUGGACGCCUCGGAGAUGGCCGACUUGACGUCAGAGGUCUCUACGUCCCCAGAGGAAGCGGAAGUCAUCCUUAACAUCCUCGCCAAACAUGAGGACUUCCUUGAUCAACUCCUGAACGACGAGUCUGUUUUCAGCUCGGCCCCCGUAGGCGACGGAGCCUCCACGGAAGACUACGUCGAAGACCUCGACGUCGAGUUCUUGGACCCCUCAGGUCGUUCAUGGCUAGACUUCUCCUCUCUUCACAGAGAUUCAUGGCUAGACUCGUCCUUACUUCACAGAGGUUCAUGGGUAGAGUCGUCGUACUCUCUUCACAGAGGUCCACGGGUAGACUCGUCGUCUCUUCACCGGGCCUGGUCCGGCUCCCGUACUCCUGAACCGCAGCCUAUCUUCUACGACGAGCCCUCUCGACAGCUUCUUCACGACUGCAUGUGGUCAGGACAGUGCGCCGACGACUGCAAGCAGAAGGCGGCCCGCGAAAAGGGGUCGGCCUCCUCGUCGCUCCUGGCCUGUUCGCCGUUCGAAGACCUGGUCAUCUCCCCGGCGUCCGCCAUGACCCCGACGUCUCCCGAUGAUGUCCUGGACAUGCGGAUUCCUCUGACGCCACCCGUGACCAGAGGAACAGGGUCAACGACAUUGGCUGCCGUUUCACCCGCGACUACCUCGACGUCAAAGAUGACUUCGGUGACUUCAUCUUCAGUGCGUACUGCCGCUGCUGCGGUCGCAGACGACGCCUUGGUUGCCGGUCAGUGCGUCGACCCCAGUUCGGUUCUGAGUUACACGCCCCUGAGCGACCACUCGUACCACCAGGCGACCUCUUCGGCUCCCCCGACGCCGCCGGACUCCCCGAAGGCCGUCUCGCAGCAGUCUUCUUCGACGCCGUCGUCGACUUCUAGAGGUGCAGGGAACGGGUCUGCGGGCGUAGGACAGCUCACUCUUUACCGUUCUCACAACGGCAACUGGCAACGCGGCGCCAUGGUCAUGUCGGAUACGCCGUCUGAAUCGGAUGACGACGACGACGAUGAUGAUGAUGACGAUGAGGAGGAGGAGCGCCAGCCGUCUGUAGAGCAGCAGGACGACGACGACGAUGAGGACGACGACGAUGAUGACGAUGACGACGACGACGAUGACGACGACGAAGAGAUCGACGUCGUUACCGUCGUCGGCGAGCGCCACCAGCGGCACGGCGCUCCCGCUGUUGUUGCACUUCCGGCCAACGGUGCCACCGCGAUCCGCGUCGCCGGCGUCCGGGGCCAGCCGCGGUCCUCUCCGGCGCCGCCUGUCGUCUCCCGCAUCACGUCCAGCGGCCGCGUCGUCACGCCCUCGCACAAAGCCCUGCACAACAACGGCCAGACGUCCCGGAGACGACGUCGCGGCGGCGUCACCGUCGCCGUGACUCCCGCGUCUCCUCCGAACGCCUCCGCCGCGUCUUCGAUGACCGGCAAGAGGAAGCGUUCCCGGCAGUACCACCACCACCACCAGGCGUCCCAGCAUCAUCACGGCUCCCUGCUGACACACUCGAAGCGCUCGAGGCGUGAAAACGACGACGCCGGCAUGGGCUCGCCGUCGUCCGCCCGGCGCGGCCACCACCCGCUGUCCCAGCUGCCACCCAGCGUCAGGCGCAACGAGCACAAUACCAUGGAGCGCAAGCGGCGCGACGACCUGCGCGUCGCCUUCCAGGACCUCCGGGUCCGGGUCCCCUCCCUGUACGACAACAAGAAGGCGGCCAAGGUGACCAUACUGAACGAGGCCGCCGCGUACGCGCACAAGCUCACCAACGAGGCGUACCAGCAGGAGAAAAUGUACAAGCACGAACAGCAGCGCCAGCAAAUGCUCCGGCGAAAGCUCGCGCAGCUCCAGCAGCAGUAUCAGCAGCAGCAACGGAUACGCCACGGCAGGCGCUAAGUGAAUGGAACUCGGUGGUGUCGAUGGAACUCUGUGGUGCUGACCCACCGACUCCGCAGUGUUCGUCGCUGUGUUGGCACUGGUGACAGACGCUCCCCUGUCUUGAGGCUCUGUCGGACAGUCCUUGCGAGCCCGGAGCUUCUCUGCAUCGGUGCCUACUCAGCGGCAAUGGACCAGAGCCCACAUCCCUGCAAUUCACCGAUGUCUGAACUCUUUGCGGAACUGAAUGUCAGCCCUCCUCUGCAAAUUUAAUGCUUGGGACUUCUGUCGUGUGUGCUUGAAUGGUUAUUGGACACUCUUCAGUGUGAUGGCAAUGCAUGCACACAUGGAAGCCCACCCUAUUAUAUACAUGCGUUCGAACUUUGAAAAUGGCUUCCUAGCCGACUGUGCAGCGUUUUGUAGCACGGGUAACUUUUUUUUUUUUUUUUCAUGAAUGUAAGGAUGUUGCUUUGAAGUUGCUGUUAAAACCAGCUGGCUGCUUUUUAAGUCUUUAAGUGGAAGCAGGAGUGGGCUCUUGAGCACCGUACUUGCAUUUUUUUUUAAAUUCUUUAACCAGGUAUUGGCUGCGUAUUGACUGUGAUCUAAAGAGUUCUGCUUAUUUUUGCACGUAGGAGAUAGUUUUGGGAAAAGCAGUUGGCAGAACGUGAUUGGUUCUGUAGAUUUUGGAAAUUUUUUUUAAGAAACUGUUUUGAAAUGGGGUGUAGUGUUUUAUGCUGCGUUGAGGAAAGGGGGUGCAGCCAAUACUUGGGGUUUCAGGGAACCUGAACAAGGGAAAGAAAAAAGGUGCAGGUUUGGUGCGUCUUUGUCGAAACAGCUAGUCCUAUGUGGUAUGUGUUUUGUGGUGUUUGUGUUGUAUAUGCUGUCUGUCUGUUUUUAAGUUUAGCUCCGUUCUUACUCUGCGCGCAGCUGCCUAAAGUGAUUGGCAGGGAGAAAUAGGUCUGUAGGGCUGCUGCUACAGAGUUCAAGAACAUAAUUUUAGAUAUAGAUGUCCAUCUAUAUAUAUUGCACAUAUAACCACCUACCUGUCAUUGUUCGUGGGGGCCUUCUUACUGGUAAUUGUAUCAUUAUGGCUUUUGUAUUUUUUUGUAGUUUUUGGAAACUUGUGCCUGUUGGUGUGCUUGUACGAUGUGCUUUCACAGUAAUUUUGGCCAAUUGAAGGCUCAUUUCAGCAUUUAUUCCUCUCCUUUCUUUUCACAACUGCCGCUCUUUAAUACAUUUCAUUUCACACGGUGCUAAUUGGUCUGAAUAACCAGGCUCUCAUACGUGAGUGGCACCUCGUUGCAUGCCAUUAUGAUGAGGCAGCUAUAGGUACUGUUCAUAUGUAAAAGCGACCGAACUAAAGAUGUACGCAUGGUUGCCGGUACCUGUAGAAGUUGCUUCGUAGGCUUCUUUUCUUUUGCUUUGAGCUGCAGCUAAAUCUGGUCCUCUCAUUAACUGUCUGCCAGCAACAACGUCAAGACUUUACUUGGAGCAUCCACAUAGUGGGCGGCCAUUUCAUAGGUGGCUGGUGUGCUAGUGGCCGACGAGUUGAUUGCUCCACCACAACCAAAUGGCCAAUACAUAUGCUGUCUGGUCCUGAUCUCUUGCUAGAGAUACCGUUGUGGGAUGUGCAUGUUGUUCACUACAGACGCUGAACUGUGCGUUGAGGACACUACAGUGAACAGUGUACAUCUUUUUUUUUUUGCUACAAAAGAGUACACUCCUGAUCGAAUUGCUGCACACUUCAGGACUAUGUUCUGGGCACACAGUUCAAGGACCACUAUGCAUGACUUGUGUUAAGCCACAUACAGAUUUGUGGAGCAGGAUAGUGCUAUGACCUGCCGCUCCGAGGGCUGCUCAGUUCAGCUAGCAUUGCAUAGUUGCGAUGCCAGACUAUGCAAGUCAUUUGUAGAGGCAAUUUGAACACAAUACAGCGAUGGCAUACAACCCAGCUGCGGGGUACUUUGAUUGGGUACUUUGGCCUGAUGCAAUGUUCACUUUUGAUUGGAUAAUCAUCCAUUCCCUUUUCACGUCACUCAUUUCUCCUGAAUACUGUGUUUUAGCGCUUUCUUCAACUUCAGUGCUUGCAGCAAUUUUUGGGCAUUAGCUGUUUUAGUCUCGCGAGAUGCGCUUUCAUAUUCUUCACAGCGCCAUAAGUUCGCACACUGUUGUAGCUCUUGAAGCCAUUUCUUUUUCCUAGGGUGCAGCUGGAGCUGGCUGCUAGUGCCUUCUCAAUGUUGGCCUGGUGGCGUGGUCAUGGGUUUGACUCCUUUGCUGCAAGCACUUGUGCGGUAGUGUACCUGUGGUUUUAAGUAACGCUAGGGGACUACCCAAGUCUCAGUCGUGUAGAGGUCGAAAUCCAGUCAAUCUUGGCCCCACCCAACAUUGUUUGAAUUGAAAGCUAGCCUUGUUCAGUGAGUUACCCUAACCAGGUCGAGCCCUUGUGUUUUCCAUUGCCUUGUGACUCUGGGCAAACCUGUACUAAUUUCAUGUAAUAGACUUUUUUUUUUUGGCAUAGAAAUGUGCCAUCUUUUUUUCUAUUUAUGCUCGCAGUAAUAGGCUAUGUGAAGGUACCUACUGUUAGAUGGUUUUUCUUGUAUGUGUGAGUCUUAGUUUCUUUUAUUGCCGCAUAUGUAGCCCCCAAUGUUUAGCCUCAGCUGUUGCUCGCCCGCAUUUAUAGGCUUGUUCUCCAUACAGUCUGGCUUCAGUAUCAACCUUGUUUAGUCCGUGGCUGCCUCAUGCAUUCCUUUUCUUUUUGCGCUAAACUACCAGUGAACCCUUUAGUCUAAAAGAAGCAAAGACAUUAGUUUCUCAACUAAAGGCUUUUCACUGUUGAGAUAUCUGAAAUUCGGUCCCGGAGGUUGCAGCUCUUACACUUAAUUCACAAUGCCUAAUUUUGCACGAGCACCAUACCUACGCUCGCACUAGCUAUGAAAUUUCUCAAUUUAUUCUUGCCUGUUUAGUCAAGUCAUUGCUGCACAUUUGUCUUGGCACAGUAUGGCUACACGGAGAUGUUUGUUUUACAUUCUGCGCCCUCUUUUAUUUGUUUGAAAUACACCCUUAAAGUUCCUACACUUAGAUAUAGCUAGUAAUUAUUAGAUUUAUAUUUGCAGUGGGUUUGUUGUACAUGCCAAGUGUUUUAUGGUAGUAUCGCCUAUGGGGGACUACUUUUUACCCACUCGUAGUGAACCUACUAGGAAGGGGUAUUUUUUCGCACAUGCUACAUUAUUAUACUAAGCCACAUGUAUAACCCAACCUUGCCAAGACGUUGUACCUUAGGAUCACUGGCCUUUUUUUUUUUUCAACAUUAAUCGUGACACUUGAGUCUUUAGCACAAACUCGUUUGUAUUCUUCAGUCGAUAUUGUGAUACCGGGGAGUCACUGAAGGAUUCAAUUUUUCAUGUACUAUCAUUGUGUGUUUGUUGCCUGAUGAUUGCCAUCUUUUUUAUUACAUGGUCUCGUGAUGGUUUGGAGCUUACGCUAGCUGAUGCAAAAACUUGGAAUUGUUAACCAUCGUGAGUUGCUUUGAGUGGAGUUCAGUAGUCGAGAAUGCGAGAGCAGAUUGCUGCCACGUGCUGUUGUGGUUUGGAUCUGGGACGACGUUUGUCUGCUUCCCACGGGUUGUCUAUGGAAGGAGGCGGCUUCUGUUUUCUAAAUUUCGCCUAUGGCUCUUCACUCGAACAUUUUGUGCGUAUAUUUCAAUGCAAACCCCUCUCCUAAUGUGUUAGUGUGGAGACUUAAGUGCUGUAGCAAUAGUUUCCAAUUUUGUGAUGUAACCUUACCUUGGCCAUAAGUAAGCGUCAUGUGUGCACUUUUUGUUUUGUUUUUUUAAUGGAAACAUUCGACCACAUUUUUUAAUGCUUUGGACAAGCUGUCCUGGCUCUUUUUUAAUGGUAUUUUUUUCGUAAUGUGGAGAAGCUCCUUCAAUGCAAGUUUUUCUCGCACAAUAUGGUUCCCCAAAACGAGGAUGCAAAUGCAAAGGGUUUUCAUCGUGUGCUGUGCCGUUCACAUUGUGUCGUUUCGCUCAUAGGAACUCUUUUUUUAAAACACACCGAUUGUUAUUAUGCAUGUUCUUGAUUUUAAUCUUGUGUUUCUGUAGGGGGUUUUUAUUUUUAGACUUUGUGUAAAUGUACGUUUUUGCCAUAUCGACAGCCCGGAAUUUUUUUCUCUUUAGAACUGUCUCGCUUGUAUCGAGAAAGCUCCAAUUGAUACCUUUCUCAAUGCCUGUAAUCCUCUACUGCCGUGCCUUAUAGUGGAAGUCUGGAAAAAAAAAAGCAUAGUCGUUUCAUCGAACAUUACCACUUGCAUUUUAUAUAUACAUUGCGAUAUUAUGUAUACAUACUAUAUAUAUAUACCAGACAGAUGACUUGCUCUUUCCCCAUUUUGUAAUUUACUGUUACACCUCAGCCAUCAUCAUUACAGGAUCAUAGCUUUAAUAUUGGUAAAGUGAGACAGAAGCGAAACUGUGAACGUCAAUGUUAGAUUGCUGUAUGUAAGGUCUUUUUUUACUCUUUCAAACCGAAGAAUAGAAGGCGUUUGAGUCUUGCUAUGAGGGAGCGUCUUUCUUUUUGUUUUGCACGCGCGAGUUUGAUAAGUUAUGAGUGCCAAGGAAGGAUUUGAAUAGGAUUACGAUGCAGUUGAGAAGCAAAUUAAAAUGUUGUUUUU
This is a messenger RNA of Rhipicephalus sanguineus (brown dog tick), 7319 nucleotides long. RefSeq lists its product as uncharacterized. NCBI's taxonomy places the organism in Eukaryota, Metazoa, Arthropoda, Arachnida, Ixodida, Ixodidae. The record is from RefSeq and is a predicted model, not a curated record. The coding region runs from base 273 to 2675 and encodes 800 amino acids. Gene Ontology annotation, biological process: regulation of transcription by RNA polymerase II. Gene Ontology annotation, molecular function: DNA-binding transcription factor activity, RNA polymerase II-specific; protein dimerization activity; RNA polymerase II cis-regulatory region sequence-specific DNA binding. The transcript is spliced from 3 exons.